AAUACCGACUGUGAAAUUUCCGUGCUGUCUGAAAAUGUAGCAGGGACUCCUAAAAGGGAACUUUGGACAUUUGAAAUGCAGGGAAAGCAUCCCGGAUCUUAAAGUGCCAUCCUGGAAGCCAGAAUAACCCCACGCGAAGUCCAAAACACACGUCCAAUGUCACAGCGCCCUGGGAGAAGGAGGAUCGCUGUUUGCUGACGACGUUUCAACUCCUCAGUUGUAUAAGUGCUGUCGAGGACUCUGCUGAAGGCUUGUGUGACUUUCCAGGCCAUUCUUAUAUUUUCAGAUCUAAUUAGUACUGUUUGCAAGUCAAUAUUCAAACCCGUGUCUUCACAGCAUUUUACGUGACGUUGAAGGCUGUUCUUCAUUACAUCCCUUGUGUCCACAGCCUCGUUUCUUUAUGGAGUUGUGAUCUUUUCGUAAUCAGAUUCUCAUGCGCUGUGUCCAUCGCUGCUGCAGCUGAGGGCUUUCCAGCAAAGCAUUUAAUGAGGAAAUCUGCAUCUGCCCUGUGUCUGUUCUCCUGCAAACUUCUGCUGCAGCAAACGUGUGUGAAGGGAUGCCCCAAACGCUGAGGUCUACCAGCAUGUUUACCCCAUGUGGCUUCAGCCCUCAUCUACAUACUUCAAAAGAAGAUGAACAAGGAGGAUUGAUCUUCCAGGAUGGAAACCUUACCUCAGCAUCUCUGGAUGCUCUAAUCCAGCAUCUUAUACCUACCACGGAUUACUACCCUGACAGAAAGCAUAUAUCUUUAUUCCGGCUGAGUUCCAGGCUCUUCAUCGAACCCCACGAGCUUCUGUCCCGAGUCUGUCACAAGUGCAUUGAGCAGCAGCGGCUGGAUGACCCGGUGCUGGACAAGGCACGGAUCAGAAAAUUUGGACCCAAAAUCUUACAGUUGCUGACAGAGUGGACAGAAACAUUCCCAUAUGAUUUUCAAGAAGAGCGGAUGGUCGGCCAUCUGAAAGACAUGAUUCACAGGAUAGCCCCAUGUGAUGAGGCCUACCGGAAAAAGAUGAAUCAGCUGCUGCAAACUCUGAAUCAGAAGCUUGCAACCCUCAGCCAUGGGCAAGAAGGGAUUGUCAAGAUCAGUGCUGCUGUCUCUGAUAAGCUGGUUGCCUUUAAAAGCAAACCUCCAUCAAUCCAGAGAGAAAUCCUGAGUGUCUGCAGUGACCCCUACACUCUGGCUCAGCAGCUCACACACGUGGAGUUGGAAAGGCUAAGUCACAUUGGACCUGAGGAAUUUGUGCAGGCGUUUGUACAUAAAGACCCUUUGGAUGGCACCAAGACUUGUUUCAGUGAACAGAACAAGACAAGUAACCUUGAGGCCUACGUGAAAUGGUUCAAUAGACUCUGCUAUCUUGUAGCAACAGAAAUUUGCAUGCCUGCAAAAAAGAAACAACGAGCACAAGUCAUAGAGUUCUUCAUCGAUGUGGCCAGAGAGUGUUUUAACAUAGGGAAUUUUAAUUCGCUGAUGGCAAUCAUUUCUGGAAUGAACAUGAGUCCAGUUUCCAGGCUAAAGAAGACUUGGUCAAAAGUCAAAACAGCCAAAUUUUUUAUUCUUGAGCACCAGAUGGACCCUACUGGUAACUUCUAUAACUACAGGACGGCACUGCGAGGGGCUGCUCACAGAUCCCUCACUGCCCACAGCAACAGGGAGAAGAUUGUGAUCCCGUUCUUCAGCCUAUUGAUCAAAGACAUUUAUUUUUUGAAUGAAGGAUGUGCUAAUCGCCUUCCAAAUGGACAUGUCAACUUUGAAAAAUUUCUGGAACUGGCUAAGCAAGUAGGAGAAUUUAUAACCUGGAAGCAAGUGGAAUGUCCCUUUGAACAGGACCCUAACAUCAUCCACUACUUGCACACUGCUCCCAUUUUUACUGAGGAUGGUUUGUACCUGGCUUCCUAUGAAAGUGAAAGUCCAGAAAACCAGACUGAAAAAGACAGGUGGAAAUCCUUAAGAUCCACUAUUUUAGGAAAGACUUGAAGACUAAGAGGUUAUUGCAGUAGGUCAAGGAAAAAAAAAAUCUGUAAACAUUUUGCACUACUGAUUCCAAAGAUGCCUGUUUGGGAUUUAGACAGUUUCUUUUGUUUGGGUUUUUGUUGGUUUUUUGACUGCCUAACAUGAUGGGUGAACUGGAUUCAUCCGUUGAAAUCAACAGAACUCUGUGCACAAUAAUGCUUUUCUAUGAGACAGAGGAAGGACAGACUAUUUGUGGCUGUGCCCGAACUGCAUCAGGAUCACUAUAACUUUUGCCUCUGAAGGAAAACAAGAAAACCAGGAACAUGGAGAUCCAUGGUACUGCAAAAGAGAAUGAAAAAGUAUUUAAAAACAAAAAAAGGGCAAAAAAUAUACACGCUUAUUUCAGAAGCAGGUGCUUCAGAUAGCAGCUCUUUAAACCCUCUGAGGAUUAUAAAAUUAAAUCAGACACAGCAGCAAUCUGGUUAAUUGCUGAAUGAAGAAAGAAGGACUUAAUCUUACAUCAGCAGUCCCCCAGCCUUGUUGAACAAUGCGCUGACUGCAACAAGCAUAAGCUUCCAGCGGAUGAAAACUCAUAUCACUCGCUCAUAUUUAUGUGUAUAUAUAUAAUAUAUAUAAAAAAUAUAUACACACAACACAUAAAGAUCUCAUCAGCAUGGGAGAGUCAUACAAAUCCCAUGCAUUUUUACAGAGAACAAGUUGAAGUGUGACAAUUGCUUAGUCGUUCUUCCCACCACUGUUGUUGCUUUUCUUACUGUGAAUCUUGGCAGAUUUGAGGAGGGCACAGAGUGCAGAUGGUAUUGCUUAGAGAUCCCCCUACCACAUCUAAAGCUGAAGAAGAAAAUGGCUCCAGACUCAGCUCACCUCUAAUUAAUAUAUAUAUGUAGCGUCUUCCCUAAUUUGGUUGAUGCAAAGAUAUGUGUUCUUUAGAGGGCUUUAUCACCCUGAAAGAAAAAGAAAUUGCAUUGUCGGGUAAAAAAGUCUAUCAGGAUCCAGUUAAUAAUACAGUCCUGUUUAUUUUGCAACAUGAUGCUAGAGGAUAGGAAGGGGGAGGUAAUAGCUCUAAAUUUGGGAACUACGUGGUAUGCUUUAAAAGAGACAAAGGGUACCAUUCUAGAGACCAAUGCACUAAGGUAAAGAAUGUGUCCUUCAUGAGCAGAUAACCAUUUUUUCCGUUAUUUUUAGCGUCUAAGUCAUGUUCACCGCUUCCUUACAGAUAAUAUGAAGUAGGAACUAUGUCUGUGUUUAUACUUGUACAAUGGUCGUGGUGCUAUCUUAACACAUAUAUUAAAUUAUAAUGGACUAUAUGGAUAUUAGAUUCAAAACUAAGCCCUAACAGUAGACUAAUUGUUUGUAUGUGGAAGGACUGCUCCCACCUGCCCUAGAAAAGACCACCAAAAGCUUAAGUGAAACCUAAUACCAUGUGAUACUGAACUCAGCAUUUUAUUAAUGACUUGAUACUCGCCUUUCAGAUGUUCCAGUCUUUCUUUGUCUGCAAGGGAAGACACAACCCUUUCUUUGAAAUUAGUUAUAGCUUUAUUUCAAUAGAGACUAAGUCCAAACAGCUAUAGGGUAUUGAAAAGUGAAGCUAAUCAGAAAACUUAGCUGUGUUGGCCUAUGCAUUUAGCCAGAAAACUGAGAGUGUUCCUUCCCGCUGCCAGGCCUCACAACAGUCUUCUGUGCCUGAGUGAGUUGUUGAAAUAUGUGGUAAUAGUGAGCCAGUGUUUGAGGACAGCUUGGACUACUGAGGUGAUCCAGGGUACAGCUGCCUGAGACGCGCUCUGUGUGAAAUACUAAAGCUUGGUAGUGUCUGUAAUGCAGUUCUUCUGUUGGGUUUUGAUCUGUGAAGGCCUGUGCAGUCUGGAUCAUGGCCACCUGGAAUCUGCUGCUCUUCCAGCUGCGAGUUCUGCCGUUUGAGAUGAGCAGGACUACUUCUAGAUGUGCAUGCAUAGGGGCUUGAGGCAGAGCUUCCAUUCUCCUUUUCAUAUAAGUCUACUGGAGCAUGAGUUCAAGCCAAGGGAACAUAAGAAUGUCAUUCAUUAACUUCAGCCUUUGUAUGGAAGAACUAAGUGUAAGGAUGGUACAUCAUUGUCCCAGCCAAGGAGCAAGUAUUCUGGUGAUAUUAUCGAUAUGUUGUUUGUUAAAUUUUGUACAUGAGCGGAGAGCUAUACAGAGAAAUGUACACACAUUGCCAUUCCUUAAGGCAGGACCAUUUCCAAAAUGAUGCCAUUAAAAGCCUGUUAAAUUCCAACCAAAUCCAGAGGCAAUAACCAUAAACAUAGCUAUAACAAUGCUAAGGCUUGUGUGUGUCAUUUUUUUCCUUAGUUUAAAUGGUCAUUUUUUCUUAAUGUCUACACCUUUUUAACUGGCACAGUGUGACAGCAUGGUGGAAAUGGCUUUUAUGCUUUUUUAUUUAUCUGAAAUCUAAUGUAGGUAGAUGAGUCCUUCCUUAAAAACUGCUUUUUAAAAUACAAAUCCUCACUCCCUUUCUAAAGAGCCAAAGGAGGCUAGGACAGCUGAGACCGUAACACCCGGAACAUGAAUUCAAAUGUGAUUUCCUAUGAUAAUACUUUACAUUCUUUGGCACCUUCCGUGAAUUCAUACGAUUUUGUAAGUAUGAUUUAAAUUAGAUGUCAUAAAGUUUUGUCAUUGUUGCAAACUGAACCACUUUCAUACUCCAAAACUCUCAAACCUCUGCUAAAAAAGGGAGCAUAAGAGUUAGAUUUACAGAGGUAUUAAGGGCUUAGUGGGACUUUCAAAAGCACCAAAUUAUCUUUAAGCCUUUAUGUAGUUACACAUUUAAAUAGACUUGUGCCGAACACCCUUAUCUCUCAGUGACUACUUAGGCAAUCAUUGCUUUAUAGAGGUAUGUGGCAUACUGCCCCUUAGUAUUUGAUCUUCAGAGAUGACAACUGCACCUUGCAAGAUGACUUGGAGAUGAAUGCACGAAGUAGCUUAAAGUGAGAAGACAGUGCCUUCUAAAAUCAGGCGUUAGGAAUCAUUGCUUGUCUGUAUAUAAUUCAGUGGCCAAAAUCCCAUUGAUUUAAACAGAAACAAGGUCAAGCCUUAAAUUACAGCUGUCAGUUUCAUUUGUAAUUCAUAUCUGGCCUAACUAGACAGUACAACUCCAGAAGACCGGAGAGCAGUUAGAGCCUUGCUUCACCAGCAGCUUUAACAAAGUGCAAAUACAACUGAAAACAAAGGAAGACAAUUUGGGGAAUGGAUUUAUUCUAACAGUCUUAUGUUAACAUUACGCAAGAUACAAAGUGAUUAAAAAAGACACCUCCAAUAAUUAACUUUUCUCUUGCUAGUAACAUGAAAAGAGCUCUUAUUAUGUAUAAAAGAAAGCAGUAUCACUUAAGACCAAGCAUUAGCCACUGUAAGCCAUAUAGUCAUUAGACUAACAUCUAGACAGCUUACUGAUGGUAAUGUCACGGCUUUCUAACUCCACUGUUUUCGGUGGAUUUGCCUCCUUGACAACUGCUCGAGCUAAUGCUAUACAGAGAACAGAGCAAAACUACCGCUAUAGUUUAGCAGUGUUAGUGUCAAAACCCUAACCUAGUAAAACGUGACUGUGUAAUACGGAGCCUUCCAGAUGUAUUAACAUAACUUCUGCGCACAUGGCAAUAUUUAACAGAAAACCAAAUACCGCUUCUUCUGCACCUCCUCUAGUGUGAUCAGAGGAGUUGCAAAAGCCAUGCUUUUUUAUUUGUUAAGGAUGCCAUUCUGCAGCACAGGGCUAGAUCCAAAGCCCAGUGAAAAAUAAUGAUGAAACUCUUGUGCCUUCAGCUUGGGUUGAAGUCAGUAGGUGAACUUGCUCGAUGCCUUUCAAAAGAUGCAUAAUCUGAAAAGCAUGCUCUCAGUUUUACAUCAGCAUCAAUCACGUGACCUAAUUAAAGGUGGAUGGAUGAUUAAGUACAGGUCUACCAGGUGUGGCUUGACUGACAUGCAGGCUGAUCUCCAGAUCAGAUUUCUUUUCAUACUGGCAAAAACCCUUGAAGUGAGCCUAGCGCACAGAAACCCCGUGUAUCUGAGCGCACUGAGAUCAGCAUAUCGUUAUCCCUGUCUUAGGCAGGUAACACACUAUUGUCAGACAGCUGGCUAGGAGCUCCCUGCAUGGAUGGAGGAUGUACAGACAGGGGAGAACUGUGCUCCCAACCACUUCUGAGACUGUGCUGUAACAAAGUGUGGACACAGCUGCUAAGGCACUUCAAACAACUUAAAUAUAGAGCUAUUUUUCUCAGCUUGAAAAUAUUUUAUUCAUGUGAUCACUCACUGGUGAUAAGAUAAUCACCUACUUAAAAUGAAGCCUGUCCCUUACUGAUACCCUGGUUACUUUAUCAUGUUUUCUUGCAAUGGUUUUUGAGCCUUUUUUUAAAGCAUGUGAGAACUGGUUUGCACGUGACUGUAAAUCCAGGUUAGGACAGAACUCAGAUUACUGAAUAUGUAGUUGCAGUUGUUAAAAAGAGUAUCUGUUAGUUAGGCAUAUCAGCGUAAAAAUAUUACACAGUUAAUAUUAUCUGGCCUAACACUGACUGUGUUCCACAGAGAGAGAGAGAGAGAGAUUGAUCCGAAGCACGGUGACAUGCUAGAGGAAAGACUCCAAUUGGUUUUGACAGGCUCUGGAGCAGUCCAGCAACUAAUAACUGUAGAACAGUUUGAAGUUAUUCAUAGGGAUUAAAUUACAUUGGCAACUGGUAUAGUCCUUUCUUUUGAGGCAGGUGCAACUCUCAGAUGGGCAGGUGCACUUCCCAGGGUGAAAAUUCAGCCUUGGCAAAAGCUUUUUUUAACAUUGUUGAAAUUUCAGCAGCAAAUUGAAAGACUACAUUUGGUGCAGUGAAUUAAAUCAUGUGCCUGAGAGCAGCAUUUGACCUUCAAGUUUUAAGACUUUUUUUCCUCUUUUUAGACUGGUAGAAAGUAGCCUUACUGUCUCAGGAGCGUCCUUCAGUGGAAAUUAAACCCCUCUUGAUUUUGAACUGAUCAGUUCCAUUGUAAUCACAGAAUGGGAUUAGGGAGUGACAAGGAAACAUGGAAGAGGCCUUGUCAGUGCUCAGAGGCUCAACUGGGGACCAAAAACUUCCUUUCCUUCUGUGCUAGGGUUAUCUCUUGAGUGAAAUUACCUCAGUAGUUGCUGCAGGGCAUUACUGAAUGUGACUGGGUAACAAGACGGAAAUAGCUGGUGUCUGUGUGGCAGCACUUAUACUAACAUGGGGAUGCAGAGAUUAGAUGAUCCUGCACAAAGCUGACAUGCAAAUUCAUGUCUGAGCCUGGUCCCUUAGGUUGCCUAAGCUGGGACGCAUCCCUUUUGAAAGGCAGGAAGUUCUGGAAGUUCACCUGAGGCAGAGCGCGCUUCUUCCUCCAUGCAAAAGAAUGAUUAUGAGAAAAUUCUUUGAACUAAAAGGGGUUCUUCCAAAGGACUUGAAAGAGUGGAGGCUUUUUUACUUAGUUGACAGAGAUUGUAAGAUCUAAGCAGCAAGGAAAAAUAAGUACUUAAAAAAAAAAAGGAAAAAUAUCUUGAUGGUUGUUAACAUUCAUAUUUCACAGCAUGGCAGCAGAAUGGAGCAAGAUACCUGUGCGUACGCUGUUCCCAUUAAUAUCAAUGGCAGCUAGGAAGACCAAGCCAGGAGAAAACACGGU
This is a messenger RNA of Struthio camelus australis, 7606 nucleotides long. Lineage: Eukaryota; Metazoa; Chordata; Aves; Struthioniformes; Struthionidae. The record is from RefSeq and is a predicted model, not a curated record.